Eremomyces bilateralis CBS 781.70 is the source of this 2546-nucleotide messenger RNA. Its product is annotated as DUF221-domain-containing protein. Lineage: Eukaryota; Fungi; Ascomycota; Dothideomycetes; Eremomycetales; Eremomycetaceae. Gene Ontology annotation, cellular component: plasma membrane. Gene Ontology annotation, molecular function: calcium-activated cation channel activity. The coding region runs from base 123 to 2528 and encodes 801 amino acids. The record is from RefSeq and is a predicted model, not a curated record. The transcript has 6 exons.
AUGACCUCUAGGUUCUACGUGAAUCAAUCAUACUCUGUACGGUACAUCCUCGAGGCCCUAGGUCUUCGACUCAAGCUAGCGUUGGGCGCCGUGAACUUCGGUAAUGCAACGGCUUGCUAACCAUGAUCCACCUAUUCGACCGCGAUUUCCGCGAUCUUAACGGGAUCACCAACGCUCGCGAUACCUAUAUCCAGCUUACACUGUCCGCCGUUCUUGGACUUGUCGGCUUCUUCUCCUUCUGUAUCUUGCGACCAAGAUGGACGGGCUUAUACGCUGCGAGGAAGAAGCAAAACGAUGAGGCGACAUCGCUCCCCGAGCUCCCCAACACAUUAUUUGGAUGGAUUCCAACGUUAUGGAGUAUUACGCCAGAGCAAGUUCUCGCAUCUGCUGGACUCGAUGCUUAUGCGUUCCUUGCCUUCUUCAAGAUGGCCAUCAAGUUCAUCGUUGUAACGCUCUUUUUCUCUUUGAUCGUCAUCAAACCUGUCCACGACCAAUAUCCGGACGAUGAUAAGAAGAUCCACAAGAAUGAGACGUCAGACAUUUCCCUUGUCUACAAUAAGCAUCCUACCACCCUGGAGGUUUCCGACCGGUAUAAAAUCGCUCGCAUGUACGAUGCCGACUAUCUAUGGAUGUAUCUUGCAUUCGCAUAUUUCUUUACCGGACUUGCAAUAUACCUUAUGAUUGUCGAAACAACUAGUUUGAUCAAGAUUCGCCAAGAGUAUCUAGGCUCUCAGACAACCGUAACCGAUCGAACAAUACGUCUCUCUGGUAUCCCCCCCGACUUACGCUCCGAAGACAAGAUUCAAAAGUUCAUCGAAGAUCUCGAUAUUGGCAACGUGGAGACGGUAUAUCUCUGUUGCGAUUGGGAGAGGCUGGACAUUCGUAUGAAAGAGAGAACACACAUCCUAAGAAAGGUGGAACGAGCCAAGGUUACACAUAUGCGGAACAAAAAGCGGAAAGGAAAGUAUCCAGACCAAGCAACAAGUUCCCAUCCAGGCAUUUCCGAACUCGAAGAAAGUCCCCUGAUCGGCAAUGGUCAAGAAAGCAUCAAGGAUGACAGCCGUCCGACAAAGCGCCUUUGGUACGGUCGCUGGUGGAGGUCGAAGAAAAUUGAUGCGAUCGACUACUACGAAGAGAAGCUGCGAAGGCUUGAUGAGGAGAUACGGUCACUAAGGCAAAUGGAAUUUGAGCCCGCAUCCAUCGCUUUCGUUACCAUGGACAGCGUUGCCACCUGUCAAAUGGCAUGCCAGGCUGUACUGGAUCCCUCUCCGAUGCAGCUCAUGGCGAAUAAGAGUCCCUCUCCGAACGAUGUGAUUUGGAAGAACACAUAUCUUCCACGGUCGACUCGCAUGUUCCGUGCUUGGAGUAUUACCUUCUUCAUGGUCUUUCUAACGAUCUUCUGGUCUGUUGUCCUGGUCCCAAUUGCCGGUAUCCUGGACCUUGCCACGAUCCACAAAAUCUGGCCCCAGCUUGGUGAUUUCCUUGACAAUCACAAGACCGCUCGCUCGAUUGUUCAGACUCAGCUUCCUACUUUGAUUCUAUCUCUUCUGAAUGUCGCCGUGCCGUACCUCUAUGCUUGGCUUUCAAGACGACAAGGCAUGACAUCGCAGGGGGAUGUGGAGCUGUCGGUGAUCUCUAAGAACUUCUUUUUCACGUUUUUCAACUUCUUCGUCAUCUUCACUGCCUUGGGGACUGCGUCCCUCUCGCUAGACAAUAUUGGAAACGAAUCGCUCAGAGAGACUGCAAACAAGCUUGCGCUGUCUAUCCAGGACCUCCGGAAAUUCUACGUCAAUUAUGUCAUUCUGCAGGGCGUCGGACUUUACCCGCUACGGCUGCUUGAGUUCGGGAGUGUGGCUCUCUAUCCGGUGUGGAUGCUAAUGGCAAAGACACCUAGAGAACGUGCGCAAUUGAUCCAACCCCCUGUUUUCAGUUACGGUUUCUAUCUACCGCAGACGAUUCUCAUCUUCAUGAUAUGCAUCGUUUACAGCUGCUUGAGGGCAUCCUGGGAGGUACUCUUUGCCGGGCUCGCGUAUUUCCUGAUGGGAUACUUCUGCUACAAAUACCAGCUUCUUUACGCUAUGGAUCACCGCCAAGCCUCGACCGGCAAAAGUUGGAUGAUGGUUUGCAAUCGAAUCGCCGUCGGCCUGGUAGUUAUGCAAAUCACCAUCGCCGGGCAGCUCGCGCUGCGAGGCGCAGUAAGACGAUCGGUUGGAAUGCUUCCGUUGAUGCUGGCAACCAUAUGGUUCAGCCACGUCUUUCGCAAGAAUUACACGCCUCUGAUGACGUUCAUUGCGCUGAAAUGUAUACGAAAGGCGGAGCAAAUCGGCACGGUGGAAGAACGCGAUCAUGACAGCUACGACGCCGCCGCUCGAAGAUACGAGUCCGCUACCUCGGAGCGGUCAUCCCUUGAGGGGAGAAGCAACGUCUCGAAGCGAUUCGUAAAUCCCAAUCUUGUUCUCCCGUAUGUAUUGCCCUACAACCUCAUCAGACGAUUUCUAAAUGAUAUAGGCUCGAACCACCCUGGUUGACGGAUGAAGACAGGCGAG